AUGGAGCAUGGCUCCUUCCUGUCUGCUGGGAAGAUUCUGCCCCCAACGUGUGACACAUGCAGCAGCCAGCGCUCUGGAGAGAGCCCGACUCCAGCGCCUCAGCAGCCUUCGCAGGCACUGGCACACACUGCUCUGGAGCACAGCCAGCGCUCUGGAGGGAGCCGGUGUCCAGCACCUCCGCAGCCUUCGCAGGCACGGGCACACACUGCUCCGGAGCACAGCCAGCGCUCUGGAGAGAGCCCGACUCCAGCGCCUCAGCAGCCUUCGCAGGCACUGGCACACACUGCUCUGGAGCACAGCCAGCGCUCUGGAGGGAGCCGGUGUCCAGCACCUCCGCAGCCUUCGCAGGCACGGGCACACACUGCUCCGGAGCACAGCCAGCGCUCUGGAGAGAGCCCGACUCCAGCGCCUCAGCAGCCUUCGCAGGCACUGGCACACACUGCUCUGGAGCACAGCCAGCGCUCUGGAGGGAGCCGGUGUCCAGCACCUCCGCAGCCUUCGCAGGCACGGGCACACACUGCUCCGGAGCACAGCCAGCGCUCUGGAGAGAGCCCGACUCCAGCGCCUCAGCAGCCUUCGCAGGCACUGGCACACACUGCUCUGGAGCACAGCCAGCGCUCUGGAGGGAGCCGGUGUCCAGCACCUCCGCAGCCUUCGCAGGCACGGGCACACACUGCUCCGGAGCACAGCCAGCGCUCUGGAGAGAGCCCGACUCCAGCGCCUCAGCAGCCUUCGCAGGCACUGGCACACACUGCUCUGGAGCACAGCCAGCGCUCUGGAGGGAGCCGGUGUCCAGCACCUCCGCAGCCUUCGCAGGCACGGGCACACACUGCUCCGGAGCACAGCCAGCGCUCUGGAGAGAGCCCGACUCCAGCGCCUCAGCAGCCUUCGCAGGCACUGGCACACACUGCUCUGGAGCACAGCCAGCGCUCUGGAGGGAGCCGGUGUCCAGCACCUCCGCAGCCUUCGCAGGCACGGGCACACACUGCUCCGGAGCACAGCCAGCGCUCUGGAGAGAGCCCGACUCCAGCGCCUCAGCAGCCUUCGCAGGCACUGGCACACACUGCUCUGGAGCACAGCCAGCGCUCUGGAGGGAGCCGGUGUCCAGCACCUCCGCAGCCUUCGCAGGCACGGGCACACACUGCUCCGGAGCACAGCCAGCGCUCUGGAGAGAGCCCGACUCCAGCGCCUCAGCAGCCUUCGCAGGCACUGGCACACACUGCUCUGGAGCACAGCCAGCGCUCUGGAGGGAGCCGGUGUCCAGCACCUCCGCAGCCUUCGCAGGCACGGGCACACACUGCUCCGGAGCACAGCCAGCGCUCUGGAGAGAGCCCGACUCCAGCGCCUCAGCAGCCUUCGCAGGCACUGGCACACACUGCUCUGGAGCACAGCCAGCGCUCUGGAGGGAGCCGGUGUCCAGCACCUCCGCAGCCUUCGCAGGCACGGGCACACACUGCUCCGGAGCACAGCCAGCGCUCUGGAGAGAGCCCGACUCCAGCGCCUCAGCAGCCUUCGCAGGCACUGGCACACACUGCUCUGGAGCACAGCCAGCGCUCUGGAGGGAGCCGGUGUCCAGCACCUCCGCAGCCUUCGCAGGCACGGGCACACACUGCUCCGGAGCACAGCCAGCGCUCUGGAGAGAGCCCGACUCCAGCGCCUCAGCAGCCUUCGCAGGCACUGGCACACACUGCUCUGGAGCACAGCCAGCGCUCUGGAGGGAGCCGGUGUCCAGCACCUCCGCAGCCUUCGCAGGCACGGGCACACACUGCUCCGGAGCACAGCCAGCGCUCUGGAGAGAGCCCGACUCCAGCGCCUCAGCAGCCUUCGCAGGCACUGGCACACACUGCUCUGGAGCACAGCCAGCGCUCUGGAGGGAGCCGGUGUCCAGCACCUCCGCAGCCUUCGCAGGCACGGGCACACACUGCUCCGGAGCACAGCCAGCGCUCUGGAGAGAGCCCGACUCCAGCGCCUCAGCAGCCUUCGCAGGCACUGGCACACACUGCUCUGGAGCACAGCCAGCGCUCUGGAGGGAGCCGGUGUCCAGCACCUCCGCAGCCUUCGCAGGCACGGGCACACACUGCUCCGGAGCACAGCCAGCGCUCUGGAGGGAGCCGGUCUCCAGCGCCUCCGCAGCCUUCGCAGGCACGGGCACGCACUGCUCCGGAGCACAGCCAGUGCUCUGGAGGAAGCCGGUCUCCAGCGCCUCCGCAGCCUUCGCAGGCACGGGCACGCACUGCUCCGGAGCACAGCCAGUGCUCUGGAGGAAGCCGGUCUCCAGCGCCUCCGCAGCCUUCGCAGGCACGGGCACGCACUGCUCCGGAGCACAGCCAGUGCUCUGGAGGAAGCCGGUCUCCAGCGCCUCCGCAGCCUUCGCAGGCACGGGCACGCACUGCUCCGGAGCACAGCCAGUGCUCUGGAGGAAGCCGGUCUCCAGCGCCUCCGCAGCCUUCGCAGGCACGGGCACGCACUGCUCCGGAGCACAGCCAGUGCUCUGGAGGAAGCCGGUCUCCAGCGCCUCCGCAGCCUUCGCAGGCACGGGCACGCACUGCUCCGGAGCACAGCCAGUGCUCUGGAGGAAGCCGGUCUCCAGCGCCUCCGCAGCCUUCGCAGGCACGGGCACGCACUGCUCCGGAGCACAGCCAGUGCUCUGGAGGAAGCCGGUCUCCAGCGCCUCCGCAGCCUUCGCAGGCACGGGCACGCACUGCUCCGGAGCACAGCCAGUGCUCUGGAGGAAGCCGGUCUCCAGCGCCUCCGCAGCCUUCGCAGGCACGGGCACGCACUGCUCCGGAGCACAGCCAGUGCUCUGGAGGAAGCCGGUCUCCAGCGCCUCCGCAGCCUUCGCAGGCACGGGCACGCACUGCUCCGGAGCACAGCCAGUGCUCUGGAGGAAGCCGGUCUCCAGCGCCUCCGCAGCCUUCGCAGGCACGGGCACGCACUGCUCCGGAGCACAGCCAGUGCUCUGGAGGAAGCCGGUCUCCAGCGCCUCCGCAGCCUUCGCAGGCACGGGCACGCACUGCUCCGGAGCACAGCCAGUGCUCUGGAGGAAGCCGGUCUCCAGCGCCUCCGCAGCCUUCGCAGGCACGGGCACGCACUGCUCCGGAGCACAGCCAGUGCUCUGGAGGAAGCCGGUCUCCAGCGCCUCCGCAGCCUUCGCAGGCACGGGCACGCACUGCUCCGGAGCACAGCCAGUGCUCUGGAGGAAGCCGGUCUCCAGCGCCUCCGCAGCCUUCGCAGGCACGGGCACGCACUGCUCCGGAGCACAGCCAGUGCUCUGGAGGAAGCCGGUCUCCAGCGCCUCCGCAGCCUUCGCAGGCACGGGCACGCACUGCUCCGGAGCACAGCCAGUGCUCUGGAGGAAGCCGGUCUCCAGCGCCUCCGCAGCCUUCGCAGGCACGGGCACACACUGCUCCAGAGCACAGCAAGAGCGCUGGAGGGAGCCCGUCACCAGCGCCUCAGCAGCCUCCAGCACACAGUGCUCUGGAGCUCAGCUCAGGCGGGGCCUUUCCUCCUAUGCUUGUGCACUGUGUGGAUUGUGGCAUUGCUGAGUCAUAG
Messenger RNA from Pelodiscus sinensis (Chinese soft-shelled turtle), 3552 nucleotides. The record is from RefSeq and is a predicted model, not a curated record. NCBI's taxonomy places the organism in Eukaryota, Metazoa, Chordata, Testudines, Trionychidae.